Molecule: messenger RNA, 1705 nt
Organism: Salvia hispanica
Lineage: Eukaryota; Viridiplantae; Streptophyta; Magnoliopsida; Lamiales; Lamiaceae
Product: protein JINGUBANG-like
Molecular function (GO): protein binding
Source: RefSeq, a predicted model, not a curated record
UAGAAUUGGGUUUGCCAAUUCGCUUAGUUGCAUGAUAACUAACGAGGCUCUCCCAAAUAAUCUCCAUGGCCUUACCUUUCCCAUAACUCCCCAAAAUAGCCUCCCCAUGAACCACCCACCUCUCCUUUCUCCCAAAACAUUGCCCAUAAUCAAUCAUCAUCAUCAUUCAUCACACAAAUUAAGCAAACAUGAAGAAUUCGAAAGCGAGCCGCAGCAAUUACUCGAGUUCGAGCAUGGACGAUUCAAGCAAACAGCCAUUAUUCCCCCGCUCUCUCCAAGCCGAGCCAGACGAGUACUCCUUCCGCCUCAGCACCGCCUCCGAAUCCAGCGCCCCGGACCACCACGACAGGCCGCCCCCGCUCUCCUUCGACGCGGGCAACUCCUCCGUGUGGGACCACACCCCCAGCAUCACCCCCCUCUGCUCCUCCCCCGUUGCCCAAUCGCCGUGGUCGUCCGCCCAUAUGGCCCCAUCCGACCAUCCCUACUCCUACACCGGCCUCAUGGGCUCCCUCGUCCGCGAAGAAGGCCACAUAUACUCCCUCGCCGCCGCCGGCGACCUCCUCUUCACCGGCUCCGACAGCAAAAACAUCCGCGUGUGGAAGAAUCAGAAGGAAUUCUCCGGAUUCAGGUCCAAUUCAGGCCUGGUGAAGGCCAUCAUAAUCGCGGAUGAGCGGAUUUUUUCCGGACAUCAGGACGGGAAGAUCCGCGUCUGGAAGAUGUCCGGAAAGGAUCCGAGCGUCUGCAAACGGAUCGGAACGCUACCAACUCUGAAAGCAAAGAUGAAGAAAUCGCUCAAGCCUAGCAAUUACGUGGAGGUGAGGAAGAGCCACAACGCCAUCUGGAUCAAACACAUUGACGCCAUCUCAUCUCUCAGCUUGAGCGAAGAUAAAUCCAUCCUCUACUCUGCUUCAUGGGAUAAAACGAUCAAGGUGUGGCGCGUGGCUGACUCCAAAUGCCUGGAGUCAAUCAGCGCGCACGACGACGCAGUCAACUCGGUCGUUGCGGGAUUCGACGGGUUAGUCUUCAGCGGAUCGGCGGACGGGACGGUGAAGGUGUGGCGGCGCGAGAUGCAGGGGAAGGGGACGAAGCACUACUUUUCGCAGACGCUUUUGAAGCAGGAGUGCGCGGUGACGUCGCUGGCGGUGAACGCGGCCUCGACGGUGCUGUACUGCGGGUCCUCGGACGGGCUGGUGAACUUCUGGGAGCGGGACAAGUUCCUGUCGCUGGGAGGAUUCUUCCGCGGGCACAAGCUGGCGGUGCUGUGCCUGGCGACGUCGGGGAAUCUGGUGUUCAGUGGAUCCGCUGAUACGAACAUUUGCGUGUGGAGGAGGGAGGAGAGGAACCACAUGUGUCUCUCGAUUUUGAGCGGGCACAGCGGACCGGUGAAGUGCUUGGCGGUGGAGGAGGAGUCACAGUCGCAGUCGCAGCAGCAGGGGAUAAUCGGAGGGCACAAGCACUACGUGGUGUACAGCGGCAGCCUCGACAAGUCGGUCAAGAUAUGGAGGGUGUCGGGGCAGGGCGCGCCGCUGCAGAACGAGAUCGUGCCAUCGCAGUCGCACUCGCAGAAUUUGUCGUCGCAAACUAGUCGGGCUGCCGCAGCACAGAAGAGAAAUUUCUGAAGAUGGUAAAAAUAUGUACAGAAAUUGAUAUGUAUGUGUGUAUACAUAUAGAGGCUCAUGCAAACUCGUUUUUAUAUAUAAUCACC